GCAGAGUUCAUUUAGAGAUAGGAUUAAUUAUCUAUUUUGUGUAUUUGUUGAACAUGGAAUUAUUAUAAUGUUCUAAGAUAUCAUUAUUUAUCCUGCUGUGCUCCCAUUUUUUAAAAAUUUGCUCGCAUGCUUUUUACCUUUUAAAUCUUUUUGGUCAUACAAUUAAGAAUAUUGACUGGAUGAUUGUACUAGGACUUUGCAAAGUUUUUUCACCGAUUUUUUUGCGUUGCAAGUGGUCAUCGUAGUUUUGGCUUUUUUUGGGGCUGCUGUGCAAAGUGUGGAUAUUAAAUAGUCAACAAGAGGCAACUCUAGAUUUCAGUUAAUGAAUCUAGAAGUUUAUGGUAAUCGUAUUUAGUAACGAAGUGUGUCAUUAGUCAAGCUCUAUGAACUAAUGAUCUUCUCAAUGGCCUUUUUACAUGACCUGUCAAAAUGCUAAAUUACUUUUUCAGAAUCAUCCUGGUGAAUAUCAUAUUCUUAAGAAUUACUUAAAUACGUAAUUUUCCUCCGUCAUUGACAGGAAUGGCCUCCACAACAUUACGCCUCGAGUUAUGUUGACUUUAAUUUAAGAUGUUUUGUUUUUUUCGUGGCGUCCGUGUGCUUGAAACGAACGCGUUUCAUUCAAACGAUGAAACUUUUAUGUGUUAAUCACAUUUUAAGGACAUUAAUUACAUGUCGUAAAUUCUGAGGAAGUCAUCUUGUUCACAUUUUGAACUUGGAUACACUUCAUUCGUACAAAGACGCAUUUUACGAAGAAAAAAAUGCUAAAUGAAGCGACUAGAAAAGGUCGAAUUUUCAUGGUCAACUAUCUCUUGGAUACUAAGAGAGUUGACAUCAAUGAACAAGAUUCAAAGGGUCAGACAUCAUUGAUUAAUGCCUGCUUACUGACUGAUGACAUGGCCAACACUCGAAGGAAACUUUUGCGUUUGUUGUUGUCGAAGAAAGCAGAUGUGAACAUAGUUGAUGACACAGGACGCGAUGUUUUAAUGUGGGCAUGUCACUUGGGAAGAGUUGAUGUUGUGAAAAUUCUGUUUGGUCGCUCGUUGAUGGAUCUUAAUUUCGUGUGCGUCGAUACGUUUGGAAAUACGGCUUUACAUUACGUUUCAUCUAAAGGAGAUUUUGCUCUUACCAAUAUGCUUGUUGAAGCUAUGAAAAGUUUUGGGCUGUCACUGGACGGACGUAAUAACGACGGACUGACGCCAUUGUUAGCAGCGACAAAAAAUGGUCAGGAAAUGUGUGCUAGUUUACUCCUUGAGCACGGAGCAUCUCCUGAUAUUGUGGAUCCUCAAACGCUCUUGAAUGUGAAAGAACUCGCCGAGAACGCUUGUUUGAAGUCCUUGAUUGACAAGAUUUCAUUACGUAAUCCUUGUACGCAAUCUAGAUGCUCGUUUCCAAGGCAACCGGAUGAUGACGACAUGAGAUCUGCUACACAACUCGUGAAUCAUUCGGAAAGUCUCGAGCGCCGAAAAAAUCGACAACCUCUAUUGAAAAAGCGUCAAGACGAUUUUGAGCCGAAGGGAACAACUAUUGAUAGACAGAGUCGGAGGUCCUUACUUCCACCUGGUGUUUGUCCAUCGGUCCCUAAUAUCCCAAGCAAACCACCGUUGCCUCGGACGUCCAAAGAUCCAUUUAACCUACAUGAUCUAAACACUGUGCUUUCUUUAUACAGUGAACAACAAGCGAAUACAUACAGGAAAGGUUUUACAAUUCCUGUGAUGUCAACUGAAGAAUUUCAAACUUAUCUUAAUGGUAUGAAAGCAAAAAUAAAACCCAAAAUAAAACGUCGUCCAUCGUCUGUCCGUAGCUCUGCUAUGUGUUUCAGUCCUGUUUUCCAAGAGCGUCGUCGUUCUGCAUUCAGCGAUCCUUUGUACAAUAGUCGUCGACGUAGUGUAAAUCUGACAACUGUUUCUAAUUCAUGGGCCAAUCAAAAACCUGGUUUUAUACGUAAUUCGUCUGAUCCAAUCAUAGAUCUUCGUUUACAAUCAAAAACGCAUAGCGGUAGUCGUAGACAUUCCUUAUUUGCCGCAGCUCGUAAAAAGUACUAACGUUUUUGAUUACUUAGAUGGAUAAGCUUUUCGGAAUACAUAAAAAAUAAUUGACUUAACUUGAA
Molecule: messenger RNA, 2107 nt
Organism: Xenia sp. Carnegie-2017
Lineage: Eukaryota; Metazoa; Cnidaria; Anthozoa; Malacalcyonacea; Xeniidae
Product: ankyrin repeat domain-containing protein 18B-like
Exons: 3
Coding region: 759-2042 (427 amino acids)
Molecular function (GO): protein binding
Source: RefSeq, a predicted model, not a curated record